This is a messenger RNA of Dermatophagoides pteronyssinus (European house dust mite), 1452 nucleotides long. It is a transcript of the gene Reck, whose product is annotated as Reversion-inducing-cysteine-rich protein with kazal motifs. NCBI's taxonomy places the organism in Eukaryota, Metazoa, Arthropoda, Arachnida, Sarcoptiformes, Pyroglyphidae. The record is from RefSeq and is a predicted model, not a curated record. Gene Ontology annotation, molecular function: metalloendopeptidase inhibitor activity; protein binding. Gene Ontology annotation, cellular component: plasma membrane. Gene Ontology annotation, biological process: extracellular matrix organization.
AUGACAGAUAAUGAUAUUUCUACCUAUAUUUCAUCCAUCUCUCGCCUGAAUGAAAAAGAAUGUUUCUGCCAAAAGGAUGAUCAUCAUCAAUGUUUAAUCAAUUAUGAAUGUUUCAUAAAUGAUUGCCCACGUUUUCGGUGUUCAAAAAUUUGCAAUAUCGGAAAAUUGUCCGAACUGAAAAUACCUUUAGAUACAAGUAUAAAAUUACCGACAAUUCAAUUUUCAAAUGAUGAUGAUAAUCAUUCAAAUGAAUGUUAUCAUCAAUGUUAUUGUAAUUCAAUGGGAACAUUGGUAGAUUGUUAUUAUCAUUGUUUUUCAAAUACUUCAAUCAUCGAGAAACAAGAAUGGAUACAAUUAAUCCAUGAUCAAUUAAUUUGUAUGUCAAAAUGUUCUGAAACUUAUGAACCGAUUUGUUCGCUGAAAACUGGUCUUACCUAUUUGAAUAAAUGUUUUUAUGAAUGUUUUCAUGAUGAAUCUGAAUUCGAAAUGGAAUUCCUAUUCGGCCGAAAUUGUCGAAGAAUUAGUAAUAAUUUCAAGAGAAUUUGUUUAAAAAAACAUAAUAAAGAAGUCUGUAUCAUAGAUGAUUCUGUUCAAUUGUUUGCAAUGAAAGAAGUACGAAUAUCAUUCGAAAGAUUACAAGAUUUAUGUAAUGAAUUUAAUCAAUCAGAAAAAGUUGAAUGGAUGAUUCCAGACGAUCAAAUAACCGUUUGUGAUACAAAAGGACAAGAAUAUUUCAAUGUUUGUACUGUACAAAAUAUAACCGUAUCUUAUUUGGGAAAAUGUCGAGUUUAUUGUUCAAUGUCUGGUCCGGUAUGUGGCCGUGAUCUACAAACUUAUUAUUCGGAAUGUGCAGCACAAGCUGCUAAUGUUUUUGUCGAUUAUUUUGAUUCAUGUAGAAGUGCAAAUACUAAAAUUGACAAAAAAUUCUGUCCAACUAUAGUAUGUCCGGAACAAUAUAUAAAUUGGUUACCAUUUAAUCAAUGUCCAUUCUGUGGAUCGAUAGUCUAUUUUAUUUAUGAUCAAAAUUAUUUCGAAAAAAUUUCCUAUCAAUCUGAUGCAUUAACCUUACAGUAUCUAUUAUUACGACAAAAAUCAUUGAACAUUCGAACAUUAUCACAUCAGUUGCAAUCAUUAAUGGACAACAAUGAUUGUCAAUUAUCGAUACAUUUAUUAGCACCAGGUUUUAUAACGGUAUUGAUUCGAUCAAAAUUCGAAUCAAAUCAUCAUAUUUGUCAAAAAGAAUUAUCAAGAUUAAUCAUUCUAAUUAAAAAUAGAUCACCUAUAGUACAGCUAAAAUUUCCAUUAUCAUUAUUAAAUUAUGAUGAAAAAAUUGACGAAAAAAUUCGUUCAUGGUAUUCAACAACCAUCAAACAACAACAACAAUGGAAAAAAUCAAAAAUUUUUUACAUUGAUUCCGGUAGUAUUACGAAUUCAUUGAACAUUUCAUUAACA